UCGGCAACUCGCAUUCAGUGGUUAUCAGGACAUUGAUUAGUGUGUAGACAGCUCUCCUCUGCAAUACUGUCCAGCGAGAGAGCCUUUAGCAUCGAAAUAUCGUCUUUUCACUCUGAGAAAAAAAAAAUCCACAGGAAACGGAUUAUGAUGCCCAGGGAGACAUCCACCUACAUAACGCUGUGUGUAUUAGCCCUUCUCAGCACUUGCUCAGUCAUCAAUGCAACGUCCACCACAAACCAAAAAAUAAAGAUACAGACUCUAAACUACAAAUGGGUUGGCAAGGAAAAGGCAGAAGUGACAGCGUGUCUUGAAAGCGAGGUGGACGGGACCCCCUUCGGGCAGGUCGACCUCCUCGUCACCAACGCUCUCGGGAGGGCGUGGCGGACCAGAGGAGGAGGAGGAGCGUUGAAGAAAACGGAGGAGGGUGUUUGCCUCGCUGGGAUAAGUCUCGAGAAGAAGGACUUGGUGAAGACGUUGAGCUUCAGGAUCUUGGAGAGCGGGACUGAUGAAUCGAUUCAGGAGCUGGAGACGUUCUUCAUAGUCCCAGAGGUAACUCCCAUGAGCAAAGGCAUGUACGAGAUCUGCUGGGAUGACCCCGAAGGACUCGCUUUUGCCUUGGCCGAAGGAGACGUUGCUCAGCCGCUCGUCUCUCCCCCGGCCGGAUGCCACGAAUGCUGCCUUUACCUUACUUCAAGGAGUCCAGCCGACCUCGUGACUCUGGAAACAGCUGGUACAAAAGACUCCUUCGUCAGACAGCUGGUGCAAGUCCGCCUGCCUGAAAACCUCGAGGACUAUCAAAUGAAUCCACAUUCAUCAGUUCCACUCAUCAUCAAGGAGCUCCACAAGGUAUCCAGGGACGACGACGCGAGCGGAAGAGAUCAGAACAUGAAAGUUUUCUUGGAUGCUCACCAAGCAACAGAGGCAGAUGAUUUUAUACUUACUCUGACAUCAAACGGGGAACAGAAAUCUUAUAAACUGCUUAACAUCAUCAAUGAAGAUGCCACCGAGCUUGAGUUUGAGGGAAAAUUUCAAGAUUCAACUAAUGUCAUCAUAACAGCUAUGAAAGAUGGGACCUCUGUGGGAUUUGGCUCCGUGAAUCAGAUCAUAACAGACCCGGGUUCUAGGGUGGCGAGGGUAGGGGACGCCAGCGCUCCGUCCCUCAGGGUGGACCCAGGGGCGCGAAACCAGGUGGAUGUCCCUGACAAGCCUCCCUGCGCGAGAGGCUCUGGCCCUUGCUACUACAUCGGCCAUAGCGCCCCCCUGCCCACCCUCUGCGACGGCUUUCCCGAGAUCAGAUUCUGCGACGCCGUUGUGUCGGAAGUGCAGAACCCGCCCGACGCCCCGGCCCUGGAGCUCCGCAACCGGCAGGAGCUGCGAGUGCAGCAGCCCCGGCCCGACGGAACGUGGACUGAGGUCGUGGUCUCCUGGGACGGCUCCAUCCUGUCUCCCGACGGCUUCGGCUGCGACGACCUGGGCGACGGCAUUUGCUCGCAGCCUGUGGCCGUCGCGGACGCUUUCGACGUGACGCUCGUCGUGCUGGACGACGACGGCUACGUCACGACGUCGCUCAUUGUGCCCUUCGAAGUGCACGGCGUCGCCGCGCUCUCCCUCUCCUCGGACGUCCUGCAGGUGGAGGUCGACCCUCGAUCGGGGGGCACCUACGAGGUCACGCUGCCCGGCCCCUCGUCCCCCCCCGCGGCCACCCUGGAGUGUCAGGCUGGGUCGCCGUGUCGCGUCUGGUUCGCCGGGGUGGAAGCGCCCCCCUCAGUGAGCGUCACGAAGGAAUCCAAUACCGUUUAUGAGGAUAUAACUACAGAAACGCCUCCUCCCGCGUCACAAGUGCAGAUCAUCACCUCCAUGGACGCUGAAACCCAGACCCGAGUCCAAGUCCAGAGCAGCAACACCGUCACGCAGGUCGAACUCGUGACCUUCGUGUCCAGUGUCGCCACCGAAGAUGACUGCGAAGACCUUGAAGCAUUCGCCGGGAAUUCCGAGUAUUACUUCGACGCAUCUGUGCGAGGACCUGGAGGCUGGGACUUUGUCGUUGCCGGGUACUGUGAUGACGGGUCCUUGUGCGAAGUGGGCCAGGCCAGCGUGAUCCUCUUGGACAUGGACUCCCGGGUGGGCGUGGUGGGCGCCGCCCUAGGCUCCCCAGACGCCUCUGUCAGAGUCGAUGUCGGGAGCCUAGAUGACGUUAGUGUCGAGGGCGUUGGGGUGUGUGCGAAGGUGGACAGUCCCUGCUACUUCCUGACGGAGUCGCUGACGGCGGGCACUCUCAGGCACUGCAUCACCAUCGCCAAUUCGGCAGGAGGCGGGAGCAAUAAUAUCUCUCAGUGUGACGCGUCUUACACGCCAUUUAAGGAGAUGACCGAAACCCCGAGGCUGGAGUUGAUCGACGGAAUGUCACUGAGAGUCACUCUGUCUGCACUACCAACAGGGACUCUCGAAGUGGUAGUUUUCAACCCGGUGACUGAUGGCCUUCUGAGUGGCACAACUCCAGAGUGCAUUCCCGAGCCAGAUGGAUCUUGCAGUCAAGAGGUAAAUAUCCCACAGGAACUGAAGGAUUUCGAAGUCCUCGUGGUGGCGGUAGGCGAGGAGGGGGACGUGAGGGAGUCCGCCCUGGCUGCGUUUAGUGACUUGAAGGUUUCCACAAGACAACUGACCGAUGACAUGCUAGAGGUUUCAUGGACAUCGAGCCAACCCGAAGAUUACUCUGUUUCUCUUCUCUCGCCUGUUCUUUCUUCUUCUCCUUCUCAUUCUUCUUUCUCUCCUUCUUCCACUGCCUCUACCCCAACCUCUCCCACAUCCCCAUCUCCUUCUCCCUCCCCUUCCUCCUCUUCCCCCUCUUCUUCUUCUACUUCUCCCUCUCCUUCCUCUACUCCAUCCCCUCCUCCUCCUACUCCUCCUGCUUCUCUCUCUCCCCUUUCCUCAGUCAUAGAGAUAAAAAGAACUUGUACAGACUAUCACUGUUGGGUUCAUUUCGCUCACCUGGUUCAAGGGGAAACAUACACGGUUCAAGUACACAGAGCAGGCGAUGACAAGGUCUCCAUAGGGGCGACCGCGGCCAUGAAUACGCCAUCUGAAAAUCUCCCUUCGAAGUGCCCCGUCGUCUCCAUCACCACCACCUCCAGCAACACCACCCAACUCGGGGUCAACUUCCCCGCGUCCUUCGAAGCCACCUCAGCUUACCUGGAUCUCCGGUUGGAAGGUGAGGCCAAGGAGCUCGGCUGGGAGGCUGUGCGGGUGCAGGAGACAGUCACCUUCGAAGUGACUCACGAAGGGCAGCUCCUCCCCGAUGGACAAAAGGUCUUGCUCGUGUUCUCGGCCGUAGAUGACAAUGCGUCGAAGUACUGUGUUGGGGAGGCAGUCGUGACGCUGCAAGCCCUGGACGCCCGUCUGUCGUGGGUGGGCACUGAGUACGACCCAGAGGAGUCGUCCCUCCGCGUUGAUACUGGAUCCCUCGAAGAAGUUGUCGUAAAAGAAGGAGUUGUUUGCAUGAAGGAAAAAAGCCCAUGUUAUUUUCUCCACGACAAACUGCCUGAGACUGUUCUUCGGUGCGGGACUUUAAGCACUGAGGACGGCCAGACGAUUAGCCAGUGUGAGGUGUAUGUCAGUCCGUUCCAAGUCCUUCCCGAAACCCCCAUCUUGGACCUGUACGACCUGAAGGAGAUACGACUCGCCUCCUCCACCGCCUUCCCGAGGGCAGAGCUGGUUGUCUUUCGCCUCGACACGAACGCCAUCUUGUCUCCCGACGACUACGCGUGCACGGAGGGUCGUGCGAAGUCGUGCUCGCAGCAGGUGGCCAUUCCCUACGACCUGAAGAUGUUUGAGGUCGUGGUCGUGAUGCUGGACGAGGAGGACGACGUCGAGGGGUCGUUCGCGCUGCCCUUCCAAGUAUACAAGGCGGACGUCGACCAGCUAAGCCUCGAUGUCUUCCGCGUUAGCCUGGGCAGCUGGAACCCCACCGGAGGCUACGUAAUAAAGCUAAACGGAGAAGCUAAUGUCCAGUGCGAGGAUAACACACCGGGCGAGCCACUGUGUCAGGCUUCCUUCUGUCGUGUGAAGGAGACUGAUGAAGUCACCAUUAAGAAAACUGCAGACACGAACAGCGUUACGUAUCCUGUGGUGCAUGGAGAAACACCUCUAAAAUCAGUCAUCAGCAGCGUCACGUCCCUCAGCCACAGCCCUGCAGGGGAGGUGCGCGUGCGGGUCACGGGCAGCAGCGGCGUCCAGAGUGCCGAGUACGUUACUUUCGCCUCCAACGUCGCUACGACCUCCGAGGGUUACGAUCUUGCGAAUGCGACGUCGGAAUACAGCUUGGACGUCCCUUCACGCGGGGAGGGUCAGUGGGACUUCGUUGUUCUCGGGUAUGACGAGAAUGGGACGCUGCUCGAAGUAGGGCAGGCUUAUGUCGCCAUUCAGGCCCUGGACGCCGCGGUGGACGAGGUGUGGAAGGAGAACGCCAUAACGUCCUUCAGAUUAGCCACAGGCACGCUUCAGGAGGUCGUGUUAGAGGACGCGGGUUCUUGCCAGGCGACAGAAAGCCCUUGCUACUUUCUCGAGGUGUCCAAGGAGCCUGUCGUCCGGGCCCACUGCAUCGACAUCGUCAAUAACGCGGAAGGAGAGGGAGAGAGGGCGUCGGUGGUGCAACAGUGUGAUGACUCCACGGGGACGUUCAACUCGCUUCAGGGUAACUUCAGCCUCACACAGGAAGGAGACAAGAUGGUCGUCAGCGGGGACUUCCCUGGCAACGCGGCGGUGGAAAUCACGAUCUACGACCCCGCCGCUCCCACGGACAUCCUUUCUGAAGGCGUGGCUUCGUGUGAGGAGAAGGAGGAGGGGAGGAAAAAGGAGGAGAACGAGGUCGCCUUCAGGUCUUCAGCGAGGAUCUGUUCCCAGGACUUCAGAUCCCCGAAGGACAGUCGUUCUCUGCGGGUGCUGGUCGUGGCUCUGGACGCCGACGGGGUGGCGGUGGAGGGGGGGCAGCUCCUAGCAUUCGAUUAUACGGAAACCGGAACAGCUGUUUGGGUUAUAGUCGUUUCUGUCCUGGUGUCUCUUCUCGUUGUCGCACUCGUUGGCUUCGGCAGCGUCUUCAUUGUAAAGAAGAAGAAAAAGGAGAAGAUCCACGACGAAAACAGCAGUGUGAGUGAAGUAAGUUUGCAUUCGCUUGAUCUCCGACCCUGGGAACACGAACACAGAUGGCGUAGCAAGCGGGAGCCAGAGCCAAGUGCCAUGUUCGACCCAACAAGAACUCGCCCUCUGGUUUUGCCUCGUUUUGCCUUUGACCGUCAAACUUCAGGAGAUUCUGUCAUAGAAACUUAUAGAUACGUGGGUCGCUAUCAGAAUUCUUUACUCUAAGGGCGAGAAAACAAGGCCUAUUCAGAAUCCCCGUCUGUCUUUGCACCCUAAAGAGUCAUGCCUGAAAGAGGAAUGAACAUGACCAUAAUUCAGCUGAGCUUAAGCGGAAUCCUAUUGUAUAUAGAUUAAGAUUAAUUUUCACCAAGCUAUGGCCGUUUCUUACUGUAUUUUCUGUGUCUGAUUAUUUGUGAUUUUUUUCCAAUAAAGUUGAUAAUCUAGAAAGCAAAUUUGACCUCGUUGAUGAUACACACGGUUCUCUGAUAUAUUCAUUCUGUUGAUGUCUGAUUUCUUAAAAUUGCUUCAUACCAUGGUGCAAAAAGCCUUACGUAUGUGUGCACGCACACACACACACAGAUAUAUGUGUGUGUGUGUAUCUCUCCACGUAUGAAUAUGUAAUAAUGAUAUGAAUAUAUGAUAAUGAUAUCUACAGUUAUUCAAGGAAUAAAAUGUUUGUUUUUCAA
Messenger RNA from Penaeus indicus, 5819 nucleotides. RefSeq lists its product as uncharacterized. The transcript is spliced from 25 exons. Bases 145 to 5358 code for a protein of 1737 amino acids. The record is from RefSeq and is a predicted model, not a curated record. Lineage: Eukaryota; Metazoa; Arthropoda; Malacostraca; Decapoda; Penaeidae.